Molecule: messenger RNA, 525 nt
Organism: Saccostrea cuccullata (small rock oyster)
Lineage: Eukaryota; Metazoa; Mollusca; Bivalvia; Ostreida; Ostreidae
Exons: 2
Coding region: 1-525 (174 amino acids)
Biological process (GO): DNA integration
Molecular function (GO): nucleic acid binding
Source: RefSeq, a predicted model, not a curated record
AUGACUGCUUACAUCAGUUUCUGUUGGUGGCAAGGAAUUAAACAGGACAAAGAGAUAGUGGCUAAAAGGUGUCAGGGAUGUCAACAGAAUCAGAACGCACCCAAGGGAGCACCACUAAAUGCUUGGGAAUGGCCAACCAAGGCAUGGGAAAGAGUUCACAUAGAUUUCGCUGGACCUUUCCUGGGAGCCAUGUUCUUGAUAAUGGUUGAUUCUCACUUAAAGUGGCCAGAGGUGGUCAAAAUGACUACUACUACAUCAGCGCACACUAUCGAUGUUCUUAGGACCGUAUUUUCCAGAAAUGGUCUACCUGCUACUAUUGUCAGUGAUAAUGGUCCACAAUUUACUUCAAGGGAAUUUGAAGACUCCUUGAGUGCUAAUGGAAUCAAACAUGUCAAAACUACCCCUUACCACCCAUCAAGCAACGGGUUAGCCGAGCGUUUCGUACAGACAUUCAAACAAGCAAUGAAAUGUAGCAGAAACGAGUCAGGCGGUGUUAAGAAGAAACUAGUGUUAAGAAGAAACUAG